AUUAACUAAAAAAUUUCACAUUAAUUAGUCUCACAUAUAUUCAUUUUUCAGAUACUUGAUAAUAAAAUAGCUUGAAAAAAGGAGAGGAGGAUCGAGUGCCGAAUUUAGUGACUAUCGUACCCGACGUGAUAUAUAAUGCCCAUGACAAAAAACAGGCACGAGUUAACCAGAAAGCAAAUCCGGUUCUGACUGUAUUACGAUCAAGGCGUGACACGCAUAAUACGCAAGCCGGAAAACAGUAUCAGUAUUGGAAAUGCUAUUCGCAUAUGAAUUCGAUUGCGAGAGUGAUAAAGUGAUCCGAUUUCCAUUCGCAAUUUGGGAGCGAGUUCUUUUUCAGUCAAGGCGCAAGCCAUUCGAUAUUUAAAAUAUACCCAGGAUUACGUGAAUUUAUUGGACAUUUUUUAUAAUUAGUUAUGACGAAAUGCCAACGUCUGACACAUCUAUCGCGUAAAAUCGAUGAAAUGCAAGGCUACGAUAGAUAUUGUAUCUCGCGAUACUUAUCAUCAAAGUAAGAGUUGAAAAGAUCAUCACCCUUGACUCAGUUAACGGGGGAUUAGCGACCUUGUUUGAAGGUAAACACGAAAGAAGGAGUCAGCGGAGCCCCUCUGGGCUAGUGAACGACCGAGGUGUCGGAUAUGAUUUUUAACUUGUACUGAGAACACCGGUCAGGCAACGCGCAUAUAUAUCCUGCGUAUAUAAGUUCUGUUGUCACGGAUCUUGCGUUCAGUUAGAUACGCGCGAGGUAAUCGCCACUACGCAUUGCAAACGUUUAUAGUAUCUGAAAGGAAAGCACAAGAGCGUCAAAUGCCGACUAACUGCAUUAAUAUUAUCUUUUUCGUCGUGGUGGCAACUUGUGCGGCUACGCCAAUUCUCUAUCUAACUUCCGAAGAGACAUUCGCCCAUCCAGCCGUCGCAAUUAAUGCUGCAAUGGAAGAUAAUUUGCCUAACCAAUUACGAAAUGAUUUCUAUAAAAACCCGAAUAUCGCUGCUAAUCUCGCUAAGGAAUCCUGGUUCAGCGACAAGGAAAUGCAAGUAAUCGACCGUGAUGCAGACAAAAUUUCGAGAGAAAAGAUCUAUAGCAUGCUGCAUAAUGCUGGACUCGUUCGCAGAUAACAAGACAAUAAGUGAAAACUGUGUUGUUGAAUAUAUCUCGGUUGCCAAAUAUUCACUCCUUUAGAGUAUCUCACAUUUUUCAUUACAUUCACUCGUAUGCUAUCAUUUUUCGUUACAUAAACUCAAAUUUUGAAUCAAUAUUUUAUAUUGUUUCCCUAUAUUCUGUGUAGUCACGCGCUUCUAGUUAUUUCUUCCUUUGAUCUGAUCAUAAAAGUUCAUAUCAAAGUAAUAAUCCAAUAAAAAAAACCUUAACUCAU
This is a messenger RNA of Solenopsis invicta (red fire ant), 1370 nucleotides long. RefSeq lists its product as uncharacterized. The transcript is spliced from 3 exons. The record is from RefSeq and is a predicted model, not a curated record. Lineage: Eukaryota; Metazoa; Arthropoda; Insecta; Hymenoptera; Formicidae. Bases 805 to 1113 code for a protein of 102 amino acids.